GGGGCUCGGAGCAGGGCUCCGAGAGUGGGACUGAACAGGGUUUAAAGUGGGAGGGCGAAGAGAUGCCAAAAAGAGAGAAGUGAUAAAGACAGAAAAUGGAGAGAGACAGAAGUAACGAAGAAAAGAGAGAGACAAGAGAAAGUCGAGAGGCUUAGAGUGCAGAGGCUAAGAAAAAAGCGAGGUGGCCAGGGGGCGGGGAGAAAGCUGCCCGAACGGCGGGAGAGGGAAAAGACAAAGAAAGGGCGUUGUGUGAAAACUGGCAGCGAGGGUGAAACGCGCCGCGCGAAGGUGGAGAGGAAGGCGGAGAGGGGGCCUGCGGAGGGACUACUGGUCUGGGACUGAGGGAGAACCGGGGAGGGGCCCGGGACGAGGCCGCCGGCUCGGGCCCGCUGCGGCGGGGGCCCACGUGGAGCCGGCGCUGAAUCACUGCGGGGCUGUCUGUACACCCUUCCCCCCGCACCCCCAGGUCCGGAGCCCGCAGUCCCCGCCUCCUCGGCCGCCGCCUCCACGGGGCGGGGCCCCAGCCCGGGACCCGCAGCCGCGGCUAUAAAUGGGCAGCGGCGAGCCCAGCAGAGCGCUGUGACAGCCACGCACCCCGAGGCCUCCAAGAUGAGCUACACGUUGGACUCGCUGGGCAACCCGUCCGCCUACCGGCGGGUCACCGAGACCCGCUCCAGCUUCAGCCGCCUCAGCGGCUCCCCGUCCAGCGGCUUCCGCUCGCAGUCGUGGUCCCGCGGCUCGCCCAGCACCGUGUCCUCCUCCUACAAGCGCAGCGCGCUCGGCCCGCGCCUCGCCUACAGCUCGGCCAUGCUCAGCUCGGCUGAGAGCAGCCUCGACUUCAGCCAAUCCUCGUCCCUGCUCAACGGCGUCUCCGCGACGGGCGGCGACUACAAGCUGUCCCGCUCCAACGAGAAGGAGCAGCUGCAGGGGCUGAACGACCGCUUCGCGGGCUACAUCGAGAAGGUGCACUACCUGGAGCAGCAGAACAAGGAAAUCGAGGCGGAGAUCCAGGCGCUGCGGCAGAAGCAGGCCUCGCACGCCCAGCUGGGCGACGCGUACGACCAGGAGAUCCGCGAGCUGCGCGCCACACUCGAGAUGGUGAAUCACGAGAAGGCUCAGGUGCAGCUGGACUCGGACCACCUGGAGGAAGACAUCCACCGGCUCAAGGAGCGCUUCGAGGAGGAGGCGCGGCUGCGCGACGACACCGAGGCGGCCAUCCGAGCGCUGCGCAAAGACAUUGAGGAGGCGUCGCUGGUGAAGGUGGAGCUGGACAAGAAGGUGCAGUCGCUGCAGGAUGAGGUGGCCUUCCUACGGAGCAAUCACGAGGAAGAGGUGGCCGACCUGCUGGCCCAGAUCCAGGCGUCGCACAUCACCGUGGAGCGCAAAGACUACCUGAAGACAGACAUCUCGUCGGCGCUGAAGGAGAUCCGCUCCCAGCUCGAGAGCCACUCCGACCAGAACAUGCACCAGGCAGAAGAGUGGUUUAAGUGCCGCUACGCCAAGCUCACCGAGGCAGCCGAGCAGAACAAGGAGGCCAUCCGCUCCGCCAAGGAAGAGAUUGCCGAGUACCGGCGCCAGCUGCAGUCCAAGAGCAUCGAGCUCGAGUCGGUGCGCGGCACCAAGGAGUCCCUGGAGCGGCAGCUCAGCGACAUCGAGGAGCGCCACAACCACGACCUCAGCAGCUACCAGGACACCAUCCAGCAGUUGGAAAAUGAACUUCGAGGCACGAAGUGGGAAAUGGCUCGUCAUUUGCGGGAAUACCAGGAUCUCCUCAACGUUAAGAUGGCUCUGGAUAUCGAGAUAGCUGCUUACAGAAAACUCCUGGAAGGUGAGGAGACCAGAUUCAGCACAUUUUCAGGAAGCCUCACUGGGCCCCUGUACACACACAGACAGCCCUCCAUCACAAUAUCCAGCAAGAUCCAGAAAACCAAGGUAGAGGCUCCCAAGCUGAAGGUGCAACACAAAUUCGUCGAGGAGAUCAUAGAGGAAACCAAGGUAGAAGAUGAGAAGUCAGAAAUGGAAGAGGCCCUGACAGCGAUUGCAGAGGAAUUGGCAGUUUCCAUGAAAGAAAAGAAGGCAGAAGAGGCAGAAGAAAAGAAAGAGGAACAAGAAGCUGAAGAAGUGGUAGCAACCAAAAAGUCUCCAGUGAAAGCUACGGCACCGGAGCUGAAAGGAGAGGAAGAAGGAGAAAAGGAGGAAGAAGAGGAGGAGGAGGAAGAUGAGGGUGCCAAAUCAGACCAAGCCGAAGAAGGGGGAUCCGAGAAGGAAGGUUCUAGUGAAAAAGAGGAAGGUGAACAGGAAGAAGAAGGAGAGACAGAGGCAGAAGGUGAAGGAGAGGAAGUCGAAACAAAGGAAGAGAAGAAAACUGAGGAAAAGAGGGAAGAAGUGGUCUCCAAGGUGGAGCUGGUAGCAGAAGCCAAGGUGGAAAAGCCAGACAAGGCCAAGUCCCCCGUGGCCAAAUCGCCAGUGGAGGAGCUGAAGCCCAAAGCAGCAGCUGGAGCUGGGAAAGGCGAGCAGAAAGAAGAAGAAGGGAAAGUGGAGGAAGGAAAGAAAGAAGCAGCAAAGGAAGCUCCCAAGGAGGAGAAGGUGGAGAAGGUAGAGAAGAAGGAGGAGAAGCUAGAGAAGAAGAAAGCGGCAUCCCCGGUGAAGGAGGAAGUCACGCAGGAGGUGGUGACCAUCACCAAAACGGUAAAGGUGAGCGUGGAGAAAGGUGCCAAAGAGGAGGGGAAGCCUGAGCAGCAGGAGAAGGAGAGAGCAGAAGAGGAGGGAGGGAGCGAGGAGGAAGGCAGUGAUCGCGGGUCAAAGGAAUCCACGAAGGAAGACAUAGCCAUCAACGGGGAGGUGGAAGGCAAGGAGGAGGAGGAGCAGGAGACGAAGGAGAAAGGCAGUGGGGGAGAAGAGGAGAAAGGCGUCGUCACCAACGGGCUGGACCUGAGUCCAGCAGAUGAAAAGAAGGGGGGCGAUAAAAGCGAGGGGAAAGUGGUGGUGACCAAAAAGAUAGAAAGAAUCACCAGUGACGGGGAAGAUGGUGCUACCAAAUACAUCACUAAAUCUGUCACCGUCACUCAGAAGGUCGAAGAGCAUGAGGAGACCUUUGAGGAGAAACUGGUGUCUACUAAAAAGGUAGAGAAGGUCACUUCACAUGCCAUAGUGAAGGAAGUCUCCCAGGGCGACUAAUUGCAAAAGUCCAUUGCAAAAGGUUAAGCCAUAUGACAAUUUCAAAAUGCAUGUAAUUGACAGCUUCAAAAUAGAACGGGUUCUCCCAUGGGGGCUCCAGACAUUGUAUUUUACUUUGUGCAAUACGAGGGAACUGCAUGCAAGCUCAGGAUGCUCCCUCCUCAGUCUUUGGGGGGUUCAAAUGCAUGAUAUUGUAUGUACCUGGGGAAUUGGCCAAUUUCCUAAGCUGCUGGAAGGGGGGCACUUGGAGAGGGGAUGUUUUGACAUGUAUUAUGCAAAGAACCAACUGAGCCAAAAAUAAAUGAAACACAGAACUCUCUUAGCCUUAAGAAAGCUAUAUAUGAAUAAUUAUGUUUACCUCACUGGUGCAUUUAAAAUGGACUUUCUUUCAUGGGAGAACCUCGUUGACAUGCACAGUUUGCAACCUUUCUUUGAUUGAUACUAAAUGUUA
This is a messenger RNA of Pteronotus mesoamericanus, 3628 nucleotides long. RefSeq names its product neurofilament medium chain (gene NEFM). The transcript has 3 exons. Gene Ontology annotation, molecular function: structural constituent of cytoskeleton. The record is from RefSeq and is a predicted model, not a curated record. The coding region runs from base 610 to 3177 and encodes 855 amino acids. Gene Ontology annotation, cellular component: axon; postsynaptic intermediate filament cytoskeleton; cytoplasm. NCBI's taxonomy places the organism in Eukaryota, Metazoa, Chordata, Mammalia, Chiroptera, Mormoopidae. Gene Ontology annotation, biological process: neurofilament bundle assembly.